AUGGAGCAGGAGAUUUUUGUUAAAACUUUAAGCAAAAGGUCUAUUUCCAAAUUGAAGGUGAAAACUAAUGAUACUAUUAUCAAGAUCAAGAAUAGAGUGGUUAAUGAGCUAACUCCAGCCAAUAAACAAGAAUAUAUGAUAUUUUUCAAUAAUGAAUACAAACCUCUAAGUUCUAUAGAGAAACUUGAAGAUGCAAAGUUUGCUGGAACAGAUAAAUCUCAUUUGUGCACCCUAAUAUUGACGGAGGGAGAUUCUGCUAAAGAAUUUGUUAUGAGUGGAUUGUCUUCAAUAAUCAAUAGUGAAGACAUCUAUGGCGUAUUUCCACUAAAAGGAAAGAUUCCAAACGUGCGUGGAAGGUGGUUUAAGCUAAAUGACAUGAUAAACAAUGAAGAAAUUCAAAGUUUCGUUACUAUUUUAGGACUAAGAAAAAAAGAGGACAAUAAUUAUAAAUUUGGCUAUGGUUCUUUGAGAUACGGUCAAGUGAUGAUAAUUAGUGAUCCGAUUUCUAAAUCUGGAACAAAACAAUCAUUUUACUUUCAUCAAGAAUAUGAAUCAUGGAAAAAAACGUGCAAAGAUCCAUCUAGUUGGGAGAUAAGUUACUAUAAGCCUGAGAAUCCUGAGAGAUACCUAAAAACGAAAACUCCAAGUUAUGCAGAAUUCAUCCAUUCAGAAUUAAUAUUGUAUUCAAUAGAUAAUAUUCAAAGGAAGAUUCCAUCAUUAGUUGAUGGCCUUAACAAAGUUCAGAGAAAGAUUCUUUUUUCGUUGUUACAACGUGAAGAAAUGAAGCUAGUAAAACCAAUAUAUAUUGGCAAUUUAAUUGGUUAUGUAUCUGAGCGCACCUCCUACCGACAUAAUGAAGUUUCUAUUGCCAACGUAAUUAUUAAAAUGGCACAAGAUUAUGUGAAUAGUAAUAACAUAAAUCUUCUCUUACCAUUGGGUCAUUUUGGUAGUUCUAAAUUGCGAGGUAAAGAUCAUGCAGCUUAUAGAUACACACGCACUCAACUUAAUAGUAUUACUAGAUACAUCUUCCUUAAAGAUGAUGAUAUGUUUCUUGAUUACUUAAAUGAAGACGGAGAAUCGGUUGAACCAUAUUGCUACAGACCCAUAAUACCCAUGAUUCUCGUCAAUGGAUGUGUAGCAUUGAGUGUAGGUUGGUCUUCAUAUGUUCCAAAGUAUCAUCCAAGGAAAAUUAUUGAAAAUAUUAAAAGUUGGCUGAAGGAUAGAACAAUUUCAGAAAUGACUCCAUGGUACAAAGGAUUUAAUGGAGUCAUUAUAAAGGAUGAUAGUAACAAUACUGAAAAUAAUAGUAACAAUACUAAAAAGACAUCUUUCUCGGUGAGUGGCAAAGUGAUUAUAACAGGUUCAAAUGACUUUCUAAUAAAAGAUAUUCCUUUUACUCAGUGGUCUACAAAAGAUUACAAGAAUUUUCUUACAUCUCUAACUAAGGGAUCUCUUGGAAAAACACCUCGCAUCAAGAGAGAUAAGGUAGCCAAACUUGAGCGUGAUAUAAAGAGUCUCUACUAUAAAAUUGUGUUUAUAGAAUUGUUGAAUAUGAAGAAAAACUCUCCAUUGACAAUUUUUAUGAAGAAAAAUGAAUUGCUCUCUAUAUUCAAGAAAAAGUUAUCAGAAAAGAAAGAGCAGGGAGAACAUACUUAUCAAGAAGAACAUAAUCAUGAAGAUGUAUACAAUUUUGUUAAAUCCAUGCCUAUUGGCACCUUGUUUGAUGAUGAUGAUGACAGUUUGAAGAAUAUGAAAGAUGAAUGGAAAAGAAUGAAAGAGAAAAUUGAAAUUUUAGAGUAUACAACACCAGAAACUUUGUGGCUCAAUGAUCUAGAACAUUUUGAAUCUAUUGCAAAGAACCUAGUGCCUGAGGUGUAUACUCCUCCUGACAAUGAAGAUUGA
Messenger RNA from Vicia villosa (hairy vetch), 1902 nucleotides. RefSeq names its product DNA topoisomerase 2-like. Bases 1 to 1902 code for a protein of 633 amino acids. NCBI's taxonomy places the organism in Eukaryota, Viridiplantae, Streptophyta, Magnoliopsida, Fabales, Fabaceae. Gene Ontology annotation, biological process: sister chromatid segregation; DNA topological change; resolution of meiotic recombination intermediates. The record is from RefSeq and is a predicted model, not a curated record. Gene Ontology annotation, molecular function: DNA binding; ATP binding; DNA topoisomerase type II (double strand cut, ATP-hydrolyzing) activity. The transcript has 7 exons. Gene Ontology annotation, cellular component: nucleus.